Xiphias gladius (swordfish) is the source of this 2548-nucleotide messenger RNA. It is a transcript of the gene mlh1, whose product is annotated as mutL homolog 1, colon cancer, nonpolyposis type 2 (E. coli). Lineage: Eukaryota; Metazoa; Chordata; Actinopteri; Istiophoriformes; Xiphiidae. Bases 181 to 2406 code for a protein of 741 amino acids. Gene Ontology annotation, molecular function: ATP binding; mismatched DNA binding; ATP-dependent DNA damage sensor activity. The transcript is spliced from 19 exons. Gene Ontology annotation, cellular component: MutLalpha complex. The record is from RefSeq and is a predicted model, not a curated record. Gene Ontology annotation, biological process: mismatch repair.
GGGAGAGUGAGACCUCCUCAUUCUUUCCCUCUGUGGCCCCAUGCACGCUCAGUUUCUUAGAUGAAUUGUGAUGCUGCAUUUUGGCCAAAAUAUACACCUUUUUUAAUCCAUAUGUAUGUGUAUUCGCAGCUAUUACCGGCUGUUUAACUACUCUGAAACUCGGUCAGCAGGACUGUGAACAUGGCGGGAAUUAUCCGGAGGCUCGACGAGACUGUGGUCAACCGGAUUGCUGCGGGAGAAGUUAUCCAGCGUCCUGCCAACGCCGUCAAAGAACUGAUUGAAAACUGUUUAGAUGCCAAGUCCACCAGCAUCCAGGUGACCGUGAAGGACGGCGGGCUGAAGCUCCUUCAGAUUCAGGACAACGGCACCGGCAUCAGGAGAGAAGAUAUGGAGAUCGUUUGUGAGCGAUUUACCACCAGCAAACUCCAGACGUUUGAGGACCUCUCAGCUAUUGCAACCUACGGAUUUAGAGGAGAGGCCCUUGCUAGUAUAAGCCACGUUGCACAUGUGACCAUAACGACCAAGACGGCCGAUGCCAAAUGCGCCUACAGAGCCAGCUACAGCGACGGCAAACUGAAAAGUCCUCCCAAACCAUGUGCUGGCAACCAGGGAACACAGAUUCUUGUGGAGGACCUCUUCUAUAAUGUGUCCACCAGGAGGAAAGCUUUAAAAAGCCCCAGUGACGAGUACUCCAGGAUUGUAGAUGUGGUCAGCAGGUACGCCAUACACAAUUCAGGGAAAAGUUUUUCUGUGAAAAAGCAAGGAGAAACUGUGGCAGAUGUGAGGACUCUACCCCACGCAUCUGUAGUGGAUAAUAUUCGAGGAGUGUUUGGCAAUGCAGUCAGCAGGGAGCUGAUCGAAGUUGGCUGCGAGGAUCAGAAGCUCGCUUAUAAGAUGAAAGGCUACGUCUCCAAUGCAAACUACUCGGUCAAGAAAUGCAUCCUGAUCCUCUUCAUCAACCAUCGUCUGGUGGAGUCGAGUGCUUUGAAGAAAGCAAUUGAGACCGUUUACGCCGCAUACCUUCCCAAGAACACACACCCUUUUCUUUACCUCAGCUUAGAGAUCGCCCCGCAGAACGUAGAUGUGAACGUUCACCCCACAAAACACGAGGUGCAUUUCUUGCAUGAAGACAGCGUCAUUGAGAGUCUACAGAAGCACAUUGAGAGCAAGCUGCUGGGCUCCAACUCCUCACGCACAUAUUUCACUCAAACGUUGCUGCCAGGGCUGUCGGUCUCCGGUGGCACUGAGGUCAAGUCCUCCGGCGCCACAGCAGAUUCUACUGAGAGAGUCUACGCGCAUCAGAUGGUGCGGACCGACUGUCGCGCUCAGAAGCUAGACGCCUUCCUCCAGCCGAAAGAGAGGCCGCCUCCUGACCCCGAACCAGCUGGCCCCAGCAGCAAAGAGGCUGCGACCAAAACCAGCCAGCCUGACAGCGUGGAGAUGGACGAGGCAGAUGAUACAGAUAUGCUGGAGGCCUUGGUUCAGCAGGAGGCAGAGGUGCCAGAAGGCGAAGAAGAAAGAGGCGUCAGUGCACAUGAUUCUCAAAGGAAGCGUCCGAGGAAAGAGCAGCAGCAGCAGCAUCAGGAGGAAGAAGUAGAAGAAGAAGAAAAGGAGGACCAGAUGGCUGCAGCCAUGCCCAAGAGACGAGCCAUAAAACUGAGCAGCAUCAAAGAGCUGAGAGCGGAGAUCACUGAGAACACACACAAAGGUCUUCAAGAAAUGCUGCAGAACCACUCAUUUGUGGGCUGCAUCAAUCCCCAAUGGACGCUGAUCCAGCAUCACACCAAACUGUACCUGCUCAACACCACCAAACUCAGCCAGGAGCUUUUCUACCAAAUACUGAUCUACGACUUCGGGAACUUUGGUGUACUAAGACUAUCUACUCCGGCUCCGCUCUAUGACCUGGCCAUGUUGGCUCUGGACUGUGAGGAGAGUGGCUGGACAGAAGAGGACGGACCCAAAGAAGGCCUGGCUCAGUACAUCGUGGACUUCCUGAAGAAGAAAUCUGAGAUGCUGGAGGACUACUUCUCCAUGGAGAUAGACCAGGACGGGAAUCUGACAGGACUGCCACUACUGCUCGACAAGUACACUCCUAUCAUGGAAGGUCUGCCCAUGUUCAUCCUGCGCCUGGCCACUGAGGUGAACUGGGACAAUGAGAAGGAGUGCUUCAGGGACUUCAGUAAGGAGUGCAGCAUGUUCUACUCUAUCAGGAAGCAGUACAUCCUGGAGGCCGAGCGGGGAGAGGAGCAGGAUGGUGAGGCGAACUCGUGGCGUUGGAAAGUAGAGCACAUCAUCUUCAAAGCUUUCCGAACCCUCUUCAGUCCUCCGAAGAACUUCAGCGAGGACGGCACAGUGUUGCAGAUCGCCAACUUACCUGACCUCUACAAAGUGUUUGAGAGGUGCUGAAUCUUUUGUUAUCAUCAAAUGACUUUGGGGGGAAAGAAGAAGAAGGAAAAAAAAAAAAAAUCAACCCUACAUGCUGCUCUUUGUGUACAUGAUGUAACAUUUGUGCUGUAAAUAAAUACUUGGUAUGAAACAAAACUUCAAA